AUGUCUGAAACACAUUCACUUCCACAAGUCAUGCCUAUAACCAAUAACUCAUUUAUCAACUGUGCAUCAUUUCUGGAUCUUGGGACUGCACGAGAGGUUGAUGAAGCUCAUGGUGCACGUGUGAGUGAAAUGGUUAGCAGCAUUAACACUUACCAGAUGGAGUGUGAUCCUUAUAAUGUCUUGGGAAGACUACCUCAAUGUUUUGUUCGGGAGUUUGGUGAUUUAAUUGAUACACAUGUUAUCCUUCAGGAUCCUAAUGGCAACGAGAUCGAGGUUAGAGUUUUGAGAAAGUGUAAUGAAAUGUUCUUUGAACAGGGGUGGCUGGUUCUUAGGGACUUUUACAAUCUUUGGUUUGGAGCUUGGCUUAGAAUUAGAUAUGCUAAUCCCAGGCUUUUGGCAAUAAGUCUCACAUCCAGAUGGGGUAUUGAGGUUCCUUAUCCUUUGCAUGAUCCUCCUUCUAAGCAUAUGUUGGCUUCAGUUGGUAUACAUUCUAAGAUUGGGCUAUCCACCGUUGCUGGAGUUUCCUCUAAUCCAGUUGUGCCACCUAAAUCAUUUACACGUUCUUAUUUUAAGAAAUUAACAUCAUAUGAUGUUGAUUCUGGCAUUUUGAUUUUGCCCUGGUAUGGUUUUGGCGAAUUUGCAUUCGCCUUUACAUUCUCGAAUAUAGUUUUGGUUGAUCAUACCGGAUGUCGAUAUCCAUGUAGUUUACAGUUUGCAGUAGAUGAUGACGGUGAAUUGGCUUGCAAAGUUUCUGGCUAUUGGAUGGAAUUUUGCAAAAAACAUCACUUGAUGCAGGGUGAUAGGAUUCGUUUUGCUGUUAAUGAGCCUGCACGAAAUUAUGUCAUGUAUGUCUGUGUUUAUCCUCAGAUAGGAAGGAAACCACACUCAGUUAUCCUUUGA
Messenger RNA from Trifolium pratense (red clover), 900 nucleotides. RefSeq lists its product as uncharacterized. The record is from RefSeq and is a predicted model, not a curated record. The transcript has 3 exons. The coding region runs from base 1 to 900 and encodes 299 amino acids. Lineage: Eukaryota; Viridiplantae; Streptophyta; Magnoliopsida; Fabales; Fabaceae.